This is a messenger RNA of Gambusia affinis (western mosquitofish), 2369 nucleotides long. RefSeq lists its product as uncharacterized. The transcript has 6 exons. Bases 95 to 1060 code for a protein of 321 amino acids. Lineage: Eukaryota; Metazoa; Chordata; Actinopteri; Cyprinodontiformes; Poeciliidae. The record is from RefSeq and is a predicted model, not a curated record.
UUGAUCAGGACUGCAGAGAGCACGCUGUUGGACGUAUAGCCGCUGCAGCUUCCUCCUCUUACUUUCUGUCAACAAUAUCUCCUCUGACUGAAAUAUGUUUUUCACGGACAUAUUCUGCCAUCCUCUCUGGGCUGCCUUGUCCGCACUGCUGGCUCUCGUUGUGCGCUUGCAGCGCAGAGCCAUCUGGGACCCGCAAGCCUGCUCCGUGCGGCUCCGGGGGAAGACUGCCAUAGUAACAGGGGCCAAUACAGGCAUUGGGAAGUUCAUCGCCAUGGACUUUGCACGGCGUGGGGCGCGGGUAAUCCUAGCAUGCCGAAGCGAGUCCCGUGGCACAGCCGCCCUUAAUGAAAUUAAGCAGACUACAGGAAACGCAGACGUCCACCUGCGCAUCGUGGACCUCUCCUCCAUGGACUCGGUCAGAGCGUUCGCAAAGAGGAUUCUCGAGGAGGAGAAAACACUGCACAUACUCGUGAACAAUGCAGCUGUAUCAGGUUUGCCCAGACAGAUGACCAAAGACGGGUUUGAGGCUUCCUUUGCCACCAACCAUUUAGGACCAUUUCUGCUCACGAAUCUGCUGCUGGACCUCAUAAAGCGCUCGGCUCCGGCACGUAUCGUCACCGUCAGUUCGCUGAACCACAAGAGGGGUAAAGUGGACUUCUCUCACUUUCAUGGCCAGAACCUCGUGUACUCCAUGGAUCAAGUCUACAAUCACACCAAGCUGCAUAACAUCAUCUGCACCAAUGAGCUGGCACGAAGGCUACAGGGCACAGGUGUCACAGCCAACUCCGUCCACCCCGGCGUUGUCAUGACGGAGGUGAUGCGACACUAUCCAUUCUGGCUCCGUUACCCUUUUAACUUCAUCGGUUUUUUCUUUUUUAAGUCACCAGAAGAGGGCGCUGUCAGCCCGAUCUACUGCGCAGUGUCCGAGGAGCUGGAAGGGGUGACUGGGAAGUACUUUGACAGCGACUGCUCUCUGGUGCUUCCUGCCCCUUUAGCUCGAGAUGCCGCCCUCGCCGUGAAGGACUUUGAUUUCUGCGAGAAGCUGACCUCAAAGCUCUAAAAGCAGCUGCCUGACAAGGACUGCGAACCAGACAAACAACAGUGAAAUAAAGUGGCUCAGCUGGAACUUUUUCCGAACAGUUUAUCCACUAUUUCCUGCCAAAUGAACCGCAAUGAUUGUUUUGUCAAUACGUUAAAUGGCCCAGGUUUUCCAUGAGGUUACCUUCUUGUGCCUUGAAAUUCUCUCAAGAAUUACUCCAGAACCUCCAAAGCAUGAUACAAUCACUUCCUUUUAUUGUUUGAUUCAUUUAGACACAACGAAACAUUUAUAGCAUUCAGUGCUUCUCCGAACAAUUUACACAACUUUCCUCCUCACGGCGCCCGUGGCCUCGCUAUUUGUCUGCAGAGACAGAUUUAAGAGAGGAAGGUGGUCACAUUACACUUUUCUAAUCAAGGAAAAAAAAAAAAACAAGAUGGCGCCAGUUACCUUUCUGACUCUGCUCCACUAUUUCAUGGAUGAGCUCUUCGAGCACCGGAGCCACGUGAUCCACCUGUCUGGGUAAAAGACGAACAGCUACCUCCAACGUCUUGUCCUGGAAACGACCCACACACACACACACAUACACACACACACAAAGUUAGAAAAUAACUGAGGUUUUUCACCCGGACGUUGAGGACGACGCGGGAUUUUCCGCGUGCUCACAGGACUUCCGUCGUGUUCCGUCAGAGGAGCCUGCUGGACGGUGACCUCUUCGAACUGGCCGUCCUCUGACCGAGCCUCCAUGUCUUUCUUGCCGUUCUGCUGCUGACGCACAAGUGCACCAAAAACAAAUCAAAUGUGAAGGUUAAAAGUGGUGUUGGGAUAAAGCAUAUAUAGAGAGAGAAAUCUUAAUUUGUUUUAUGAAUAAAUUCUUUAUUUUGGUUCUUCAGUUAACCAAACGGUAAAAAAAUCCAAAUAGGACACAUAAUUGUACCAAGGUUUCAAAACCAAUAGAUGUCGCUGGUAGUGGUAGAAAUUUUGGGUGUCGUCCCAUUUUGUGCCUUUGCAGUUAUGACUGUGUGACACCCAACUUUCUCAGGUAUGAAAAGGAACCAUCCACCACUGGAAGAUCGACCAUAUUUCAAAUUAUACCCACUGGGGGGAAGUUUGAUACCUGCUUUGACAACCAAUUAUUUUAUUAUUUUUUUCCUCUGUUUGCUGGACAGUAUUUUAUCCAGAACCAACGUAAAUGGAAAUGGGUUCUAAUAUAUUUGAAAUAAACAAAUACAAGAAAAUAAACUGAUAUGCAAUGGUUUAAAUACAUGAGUGGAUUCUUAAGGUAAGGAAUGAGAUUGUAAUUUGGCCUGGAUUAAAUCAGCUUUUCAGGUGU